This is a messenger RNA of Mitosporidium daphniae, 804 nucleotides long. RefSeq lists its product as uncharacterized. The transcript has a single exon. Lineage: Eukaryota; Fungi; Microsporidia. The coding region runs from base 1 to 804 and encodes 267 amino acids. Gene Ontology annotation, molecular function: protein binding. The record is from RefSeq and is a predicted model, not a curated record.
AUGUCAAAGUCCAUAGAAAAGCAAUUAGAUACUCGAGAUCUGGAGGACUUUAAAAGAUCGCUUUCUCGUCUUAAGGGCCAGGGUAACUUGGACGAGGAAUAUGAUAUCUGUACAUCGAUUGGCGAUCUUUAUGUCAAAACGGGAAAGCUCCAUAAAUCCUUGGAAUAUUUUUUCUCUGCGCUUUCCAUUGCCAAGGCAAUGAAGAAUUCGGAUUUGAAAUGUGAUGCAUUUCAUAGCAUUGCAGGUAUACUUUCAGAUUCUUCUAUUUGUCUUUGGGACAAAGCCUUGAUGUAUGUAAACUUUCAAUUGUCAGAGUGCGAUCGUACGUCAAAGUCGACAGGAGGCAAAAGCUUAUCUAUUGACUCUGCGCAAGAACGAUUUUUGGAUGCAGCAAAUGUCAAGGCCAAUAGGCAAGCUGCUUAUUUUCAGCAGGGGCUCAUUUAUAUGCAACGGGAUGAUAACCUGGCCGGGAUAUUUUCAAAGAUUUACUUGCAAGAAGCAAAAAGAGCCUUUUCGUCUGCCCUUUCUGAAUUGGAAUGCUUUGAGGAGACAACAGAGGUUUUAAGAAUGAAGGCAAACACGUUUCUUAACCUGGCCCUGACCUAUGAGAGGCUUGAAGACACUUCAAAUAGCGAACUUUAUUUUUCCAACUCGUUUUCUGUUGCGAACGCCAUUCAAGAUGAUGAAGCGUUGGCAAGAUUCUACACAAACAGAGGCAUGAAGCUGCUCGAGGAGAGAAACUUUGUCGCUACCGAGAAGGUUUGUCAGAUUCGCCCACAUUUAGUCAUUUUCCGAAGCUUCUGA